Labeo rohita (rohu) is the source of this 1353-nucleotide messenger RNA. RefSeq names its product MRN complex interacting protein (gene mrnip). Bases 127 to 1353 code for a protein of 408 amino acids. Gene Ontology annotation, biological process: mitotic G2 DNA damage checkpoint signaling. NCBI's taxonomy places the organism in Eukaryota, Metazoa, Chordata, Actinopteri, Cypriniformes, Cyprinidae. The record is from RefSeq and is a predicted model, not a curated record. Gene Ontology annotation, cellular component: nucleus. The transcript is spliced from 7 exons. Gene Ontology annotation, molecular function: chromatin binding.
ACCGUUAGAAGAAGAAGAAGAAUGAGAAGUCGGUGCGCGGCAGCGGGAAACGCAAAUAAGAGAUCUGUCUUCACAUGAGUGAAAUUAUUUACUUUUUUAUUCUACGGACUGUAAAAUCUGCCCAACAUGGUUCAAGAAUUUCAUGUACUGAGAUGUUUUUCCUGUCAAACAUUUCAAGUGCAACAGGUGAAAAAGAGUAAGAAAUGGACAUGUAAAGUGUGUGGCGAGAAGCAGUCACUGAUUAAGGAGUUUGGUCGAGGCACCGCAGCUGACUGCAGACGACACGUUCAGAAGCUGAAUGCUCUGCGUGGACAGAUGCUGGAGGUGAACAGUGAACAGCUGUUGUCACAGGGGGAACCAGAUGAAAACUAUGGGAGCGAAGAUGUUAAUGAAAGUCUGGUCCAGAAUCAUAAAUCAGAGCAGGAAGUGGCUCAUGUCAGCCGCUGGAGUAAAUACACUGAUCAAACCGCUGAGGGCCCAGAUAGACAAGAAGAUGAGGAAGAAGACGAGAAUGUUUAUACAGAAAGAUACAGAUUCAAAAGCCAAGGAACCAGGAAAAGAAAGAAAAUCUCCACUUUUAAGUCUUUUGGUGGCCCUUAUGAUAACUGUGAGGAUGAGGAGUCAUUGACUGGUUGUCCUGAGUUCAAAAGACAGCCGUAUCUGCCACUGCAGCAUGACAGGUUCAAUUCAUCAUGGAAUAAAGGAUUUGCUUCCAAAUAUUCCUCCUGUGGAAGGCCAGGUGAUGUGGAGCCAUGCACUCGCAUAAAUCUUCCAUCAUCCUAUCAGGCUGUUUGUUACCCUACAGCCUGCUCCAAUUCCACAUACACAGUGGAAAACUCGAGUGCAAAUAGUCAGCAGUUUAACUCUUCAUAUAAGCCACCAACACUUACCAAAGGUCUUACCAUGCACACCAAAAGUCCUUCUGUUUCUUCUCGGAAGUCUGGCGAAUCUAAGAUUGAGAAUAAGGACUCCAAAUGGGAUAAAUUCCUCACCGUUGUCCCUAAUCAACAGGAUGAGGAAGAGUAUGACUAUGACGCUCAUGAUUCCUCUAAUUACAGUGAUAACACAGCAGUGCCUUAUUUCACAGAAGCACUUAUGAACAUUGGUGUGGAUUCUGAAAAGUGCAGAUAUCCACCCAAUGAAAAGACAGACAGUGGUGCUGUAAAGAGGCAGAAGUCUGUUGGUGGUUGUGUGGAUAGAAAUGUUUCCAGUCCAACCAACAAUCACAGCUCAAAGACAAAUGGUUUUGAAAACGCGGUCUGUAAACAGCCUUCACUGUCCAAGGCGGCAUGUUCAAGCCUGUCCAUAAACUCUCUAUUCUUUACUGAUGAAGACUUUGAUGAUACAUUUUGA